This is a messenger RNA of Erinaceus europaeus (western European hedgehog), 3330 nucleotides long. It is a transcript of the gene RXFP2, whose product is annotated as relaxin family peptide receptor 2. Gene Ontology annotation, cellular component: membrane. The coding region runs from base 84 to 2297 and encodes 737 amino acids. The transcript is spliced from 18 exons. NCBI's taxonomy places the organism in Eukaryota, Metazoa, Chordata, Mammalia, Eulipotyphla, Erinaceidae. Gene Ontology annotation, biological process: G protein-coupled receptor signaling pathway. The record is from RefSeq and is a predicted model, not a curated record. Gene Ontology annotation, molecular function: protein binding; G protein-coupled receptor activity.
ACAGGUCUAAUAAGUCAAUUGCUGUAAACCUAUUGUUUUUUUUUUCUGGUAUUAAGCAUCUCUUCAGCCUCAGACUGAUUGCAAUGCUUCUUCUACUUCAUUUUGUCAUUCUGAUAGAUGUCAAAGACUUUGCACUGACUGAAGGCAGCACAAUCAUGCCUUUGUGCCAAAAAGGAUAUCUUCCCUGUGGGAACCUUACCAAAUGCUUGCCCCGUGCUUUUCACUGUGAUGGUGUGAAUGACUGUGGGAACAAUGCUGAUGAGGAGAACUGUGGAGACACUAGUGGAUGGGCGACUAUAUAUGGCACAGUCCAUGGAAAUGCUAAUAAUGUGGCAUUAACACAGGAGUGCUUUCUGAACAAGUACCCUCAACGCUGUAACUGCAAAGAGAAUGAACUGGAAUGUGUAAACAUUGGAUUAAAGUCUGUGCCAAAGAUUUCCAGCAACCUGACAGUACUGUCUCUUAAGAAGAACAGAAUUCACAGUCUUCCAGACAAAGUUUUCAGUAAAUACACAGGACUUACACAUCUAUUUCUUCAGUAUAACUGUAUCAGACAAAUAUCCAGGAAAGCAUUUUUUGGACUACACAAUCUGCAAAUACUAUAUCUCAGCCACAACUGCAUUACAACUCUCAGACCUGGAGUAUUCAAAGACUUACAUCAGUUAAUUUGGUUAAUUCUAGAUGACAAUCCAAUAACCAGAAUUUCUCAGCGGAUGUUUCUUGGAUUAAAGUCCUUGUUUUUCUUGUCUAUGGUUAAUAACUACAUAGAAGUCCUGCCCAAGCAGAUGUGUGCCCAAAUGCCUCAGCUCAGUUGGAUGGAUUUUGAAGGCAAUGGGAUAAAAUCUCUUACAAAUUCCACCUUCCUGACAUGCAAUUCACUCACAGUGCUGUUUCUGCCAAGAAAUCAAAUUGAUUUUAUUCCAGAGAAGACAAUUUCUUCAUUAAAAAAUUUAGGAGAACUGAACCUUUCCAACAAUAUGAUAAUGGAGCUACCACACCACAUUUUUAAAGAUCUGAAGCUUUUACAAAAGCUGAACCUGUCAUCCAAUCCUCUUUUGUAUCUCCACAAGAACCAGUUUGACGGUCUUAAGCAACUUCAGUCUCUAGACCUGGAUAAGAUAGAGAUUCCAAAUAUAAGCACACAGAUGUUUCAACCCCUGAAGAAUCUGUCUUACAUUUAUUUCAAAAACUUUCGAUACUGCUCCUAUGCUCCCCAUGUCCGAAUAUGUAUGCCCUUGACUGACGGCAUUUCUUCAUUUGAGGACCUCUUGGCUAACAAUAUCCUCAGAGUAUUUGUCUGGGUUAUAGCUUUCAUAACCUGCUUUGGAAAUCUUUUUGUCAUUGGCAUGAGAUCUUUCAUUAAAGCUGAAAAUGCAACUCACGCUAUGUCCAUCAAAGUCCUUUGUUGUGCAGACUGCCUGAUGGGUGUUUAUUUGUUCUUCAUUGGUGUUUUUGAUAUAAAAUACCGUGGGCAGUAUCAGAAAUACGCCUUGCUGUGGAUGGAGAGUUUACAGUGCCGCCUCAUGGGGUUCCUGGCCAUGCUGUCCACUGAAGUCUCUGUCCUGCUGCUGACUUACUUGACAUUAGAGAAGUUCCUAGUCGUUGUCUUUCCCUUCAGUAACAUUCGUCCCGGAAAACGGCAGACCUUUGUCAUUCUCCUUGGCAUCUGGAUUGUGGGAUUUUUGAUAGCUGUGAUUCCAUUCUGGAACAAGGAUUACUUUGGAAACUUUUAUGGAAAAAAUGGAGUUUGUUUCCCACUUUAUUAUGACCAGACAGAAGAUAUUGGAAGCAAAGGGUAUUCUCUUGGAAUUUUUCUAGGUGUGAACUUGCUGGCUUUUCUCAUCAUUGUGUUUGCCUAUAUUACUAUGUUCUGUUCCAUUAAAAAAACUGCCUUGCAGACUUCGGAAGUGAGGAAUCACAUUGGAAGAGAGGUGGCUGUUGCAAAUCGUUUCUUUUUUAUUGUGUUCUCUGAUGCCAUCUGCUGGAUUCCUGUAUUUGUAGUUAAAUUGCUGUCUCUUUUCCAGCUGGAAAUACCAGGCACAAUCACUUCCUGGAUCGUUAUUUUUUUCCUGCCAGUAAACAGUGCCUUGAACCCAAUCCUCUACACUCUCACAACUAGCUUUUUCAAGGACAAGUUGAAACAGCUGCUACACAAACAUCGGAGGAAAAACAUCUUCAAAACUAAAAACAAAAGUUUGUCUGCAUCCAUUGUGUGGUCAGAUGACUCUUCUUCAUUUAAACUUGGAGUUUUGAACAAAAUUACCCUUGGGGACAGCACAGUGAAACCAAUUUCCUAGUAAUUUGGAUCCAGGCAUUUUCAGUGGACUAUCUAGAAGAAGCAGCACAGCAUCUGGGAGAUGGCAUCUGUAAUGCUUUUCACCUUUACCACUGGCAAGCCUUUCUGCACGGAGAGCACAGAAGAAUGGUUUCUGGUGUUACAUUUCAGUGGCAGCUGUGCUGUUGAUCAGCUGUGCUAAGAGCUACAGCUAAUGGUCCUCUUUCACCAUCACAAGUCUGAAGUGCACAAGUGAAUCCAUAGGUAGCAGGCUGAGCUGCCGUUGAGCUCUAGUUUGUCAAAACUACCGGCCUAGCCAGUGAAAGCACCAUGCUGGCAUGCUUUUCAAUAGAAUUGCACUGUCCAUCAAAUAACAACAUUCAUGACAUCUAACACCAGUAUGGCCAUAAUAACAUAAGCCUAACAUCUUUUUCCCUUGCCUUUUCAAUGUCAAGUAAAAAGCAGGACUGAUAGCAGAGAAUUUCCAAGAUGCCUAUCCACCAUAGGACUUGCCCUUGGAAAGUGAUGUCAUAGCAACUUUGGAGGAGCUCUUAGAAAGCCGGGAAAUGACAAAAUACACUCACAGAGGACACCUGGCACCACUAAUCAUCUCAGCUCUUGUUUAGCAUUAGAAAAGCUGAGACGUCCAAUAAACUAUUGUUCUUAAGGAUGCCCAGGCCACAAGGGAAAAUUGAACACACCAAAUAUCAAAAAUUUUUGUUGUUCUACAUUUUAAAGCAUCACUCUGUGACAGCUGUAUAAUAUUGUUCGGAAGUUCUACCUACAUUGAACACACAGAGAAAAGGUGUUAAAGGGGCUUAAGAACAGCUUAAGGGCCAGGGAGAUCACAUAAUGGCAAUGUGUAGAGACUUCCUCACCUGAGGUUCAGUUGUUCCAGUUUUAAUCUCCAGCACCACCAUAAACAGAGCUAAAACUUGCUCUGAUUUGGGACCACUUACUUAUUCAAAUAAAUUCCCAUUGUUUUUUGUUUGUUUGUUUAACAGCAUGGUCAGUACAUUUGAUUUGUUUCUUAAGGUGAAAAGUAUUUGUAAAGA